AUGUCUAAGCGGUAUCGCUAUCAAAAAAAUAAAUUCAUUAAACGUUCAUCUAAUACAGAUGAAAGUGGAAUGUUGAAAGAAAAUCAGGAUGAUCAUAAUUCUGAUGACAAAUUUGAAGAAACAAAUGAAAAAAUAAGAAGCACCCCUCGAGUGAUCAGAUAUCAACAAUAUGAAAAUAAUAGAGUUGAAGUUGAAGCUGCAAUGAAUGCAGAAAUUGAAUCUGAAAGUACCUGGGACGAACAAGCACCAGGUACACAACAAGUAAAUAAAGAUGAUGAGCAUGAAGAAAAUAUUCAAAUUGAAAAUUUAAAAAAGAAAAGAGAACCAUUAAACUUUGAAUAUGAUAUAGGUUCUGACCUAUAA
This is a messenger RNA of Lottia gigantea (owl limpet), 363 nucleotides long. RefSeq lists its product as hypothetical. The record is from RefSeq and is a predicted model, not a curated record. The coding region runs from base 1 to 363 and encodes 120 amino acids. NCBI's taxonomy places the organism in Eukaryota, Metazoa, Mollusca, Gastropoda, Lottiidae. The transcript has 3 exons.